Molecule: messenger RNA, 969 nt
Organism: Australozyma saopauloensis
Lineage: Eukaryota; Fungi; Ascomycota; Pichiomycetes; Serinales; Metschnikowiaceae
Product: short-chain dehydrogenase/reductase
Exons: 1
Coding region: 1-969 (322 amino acids)
Molecular function (GO): oxidoreductase activity, acting on the CH-OH group of donors, NAD or NADP as acceptor
Source: RefSeq, a predicted model, not a curated record
AUGAUUAGAGAUAAUUACUAUAUUCAUGAGGCACAUAAAUGGCUUCUGCAAUGGAGCGCCUUUAUCAUUGGCCACAGCUACAUGCCAGAACAUGACGUAGUGGUAAUAACUGGCGGUGCCAAUGGCUUGGGCAAAGCGCUAGUUCAGGGCUUCAAGGAACGGAAUGCUAGAAUUGCCGUAUUGGAUAUCUCGAGUCUGCCGGAGCUUGUGGGCGACCCCAAUAUCAAGUUUUACUACUGCGAUGUGAGUGACGUUAAACAAUUGACUGCCUGUCACGUCAAGAUCAAAGCUGAACUCGGAACACCAACCGUUCUAAUUAAUAAUGCCGGAGUAGCGGCUGGAAGUUCAAUCAUGGACAUGCUGUAUGCUGAUAUUGAGCGCACAAUCAAGGUGAAUUUGAUUCUGAACUUUUAUACCGCAAAGACCUUCUUGCCAGGCAUGAUAGAGCUUGGACGGGGCUACAUAGUGACCAUCGGCUCGAUACUUGGCUAUAUGUCACCAGCAAACUAUAGCGCAUAUGGCGCUUCGAAAUCUGGAUUGUUGGGGUUCCACGAGUCGCUCACGUAUGAGUUGGGGCCACCCCUGAUAACCCCUCGGGGAAUCAAAACGCUUCUUGUUUGUCCCGGCCAAAUGCAAACUGACAUGUUUUCGGGAGUGCAAACUCCGCUGAGAAUUUUUGCACCCAAACUUGACAUCGACUCGGUGGCAGGAAAGGUCAUACGCGCAAUUGAAGUUGGCAAAAGAGGAGAAAUGAGACUCCCUGCGUACGGGAUCUUCAUUCCAUUAUUGAGAGCAACACCGUGGCCAGUUGCAGAAUUUGCUAGAGUGCUUUCUGGAAUGGAUCAUUACGCCAAACAAGCAACCCUGAUUGAGAUGCGUCAAGAAGCAACACCCCAAGAUUCGCCCCAAGUUGUGACUGAAACUCAGGAAGUAACAUACAUUGACGUUUCGUCCUCAGAACCGGCUUGA